AAUCAUCAUCAUCAACAUUUCUCUCCCUUAAACCUACACUCACUUUAGUUACCAACGAGUAAGAAUCAACGUUAACCAAGAAAAUUAAACUAACGAAUCUGAAUAUUAACUUUCUUUUUUUUCUUCUUCUUCUUCUUUAAUCAUAAUUAACCAUCAUCAUAAUUAGUUAGUUUCAUGUGAUCAACAGAGAAAAAACAAAUUAAUUAACUUAAUCAACUUGUUUAUUUUGUUUAACUUGCAACUUGGUUUAAAACUAUUAACAUGAUAAUCAGUGAACUUAAUCAACAUCACUUACGAAAUUAAAAGUUACCAUUUCUCAUUUGGAUAUUUAUUAUUAUCGGAUAGUUAAAGUUAUCGAAACGGAAAAGUGACCCCAGGAAUUUUUAUCCAUCAAAUUUUCGAAUAUUUUUCUCACCAAGUUUUUGGAAAAAGAUCAAAGUAUAUAAAAUGGACGGACCAUCGACAUCAACUUCGUCCGGAGGCCGAUUCUUUUUCGGUGUUUUAUUCACAAUCUCUGAACUUUUACUCUUUGGUUCGGUUUCUCUUUUCGUCUAUUGGGUAAUGUGGCAUGACACUGGAUUCGCAUGGUCCAAAAAUCGAAAUGAACAGUUUAAUUUACACGCAAUUCUAAUGAUAAUCGGAUUUGUUUUCCUCAACGGACAAGCCAUGUUGGUUUAUAAAUUACUCCAUCGAUGCCGUAAGAUUUACGUCAAGAUUAUCCAUUGUAUCAUCUUUGUCUGCUCAAUAUCGGCCAUUACGAUUGGCAUGGUCGCCGCGAUUCAGGCUCAACACAAUAUGCCCCCGGGCUCAUCGAUUAGACAUUUCUACUCACUCCAUUCGUGGGUCGGUUUGGUUGCUAUUGGGCUAUUUGCAUUACAGUUUGUUGCUGGAUUUGUAUCAUUCCUGAUUCUACUUUGCUGUGAUAAAGCAACUGCCAAUUUCCGAGCUCGACUCUUACCAACUCAUGUAACUUUUGGCUUAAUUAUUUACAGUUUAUCAGUAAUUGCUUCAAUUUCUGGUUUACUUCAAGUAGCAAGAUCAAGAUUAAGUGGUAAAGAGGGUAAACCCAAUUACAAGGAGUUCGAGGAGCCAACAAUUGUAAUUAACGCUGUUGGAUGUUGUAUGAUUGGAUUAGCGAUUAUCCUUCCAUACAUAAUCCGUAAUUGUGGACAACGGUCAAGACACAGCCCUGGUUUCCAUAUAUCACAUUAAUUUUCAAUCUGAAAGCUUAACCAUUGAAACUUUUUGAUGAAAAGUAAAAACAAAAAGGCCAUCAUCAGGAUAAUCACUUUCAUCUCCAUCCAUCAUCAUAAUUAAUUAAUCAUCUUCAUCAUCACUUGAUUCUCAUUGGUAAUUUUUAUAUUUGACGAUUUGACGAAAAACAACAAUUAACUGUUGGAAUUAAAGGAAAAAAAAAUGUUUCAAACAAUCAAAGACAAUCAAUUGAUUUAAUUUUUCAUCUUCUUCGCUGCUUCAUCAAAACCACCAAAAUUAAUAAAUUGUUUCCAAAUUGUUACAAUCUCAUUGCUCCCAAAUUUUCAUACUGAUUCAUCUUGUUUUUUUAAUUUCUUGUUUCAACUUUAACUGAUUAUUAUUAUUAUUAUUAUCUAAUUAAUUUUCUUGCUAAUUAAAUUGAUCACUUGAUGAUUAAAUUAUGUAUACAAAUAA
Molecule: messenger RNA, 1668 nt
Organism: Panonychus citri (citrus red mite)
Lineage: Eukaryota; Metazoa; Arthropoda; Arachnida; Trombidiformes; Tetranychidae
Product: transmembrane ascorbate-dependent reductase CYB561-like
Exons: 5
Coding region: 448-1212 (254 amino acids)
Molecular function (GO): oxidoreductase activity
Source: RefSeq, a predicted model, not a curated record